CCUUCAAUUUCUCAUCUUUAUGUUCACGUUGUCUUCCAGGUUCGCGACGGCGACACGUAUAGUGUCCUGACUUUUUGUGCUGCCGUCUGUUCAAAUGCGACGUCGGGCAUCUUGCGUUUGCUUUUCGCCGGUGCAGUCUUCCAGUGUGAGAAAAGUGCGCACCAUGGGGUUCCCUUGAUGCUCGACGGCUUUAAUCUUUGCUGUUGCUGUUUACUGCCUCAUUCCGUCCGGCGUGGACUAUGGCGUCGUUCACGUCCCCUUAUUCUCCCAUUGUCGUUCCGCCCCAGUCAUACUAUAGCUUUCUGCGCAAAAACGACAUCUUUCCUUCACAUUCACGCGCCUUCGUCGACGGUGUCUCUGGUGAACACGUUACUCGCGACACCGCCUGGGCUCAGAGCCUAUCGCUGGCUCAUGGCUUGAGGGCUGCUGACAGUGCAGGCCUUCUGCCGUUGCACAAGGGUUCAACAGUGCUGAUCGUGAGCCCCAACUCCACUUUGUACCCUGUCGUCAUGAUGGCUCUGUCUGCAGCUGGAAUUUGCGGGGCACAUGCGAGCCCCAUGUACGUUGUACACGAACUGGCCCAUGCGUUCACCAUCAGCAAUUCGUCACACAUCCUUGUUCAUCCUGCCGCGCUGCCGGUUGCGGUGGCCGCUAUGACGAGCAUGGGAUUCUCGCGUGCAGACAUUGAGAAGAGAAUCCUCCUGCUGGCCAGACGGCAGGACCUGUCUGCCUUCACCAUUCCACAAGGGGCUUGGGUCACUUUGGACGACCUGCUGGCCGCGCUUCCGGACACGUCCAGCUCAAGUAUUCCAGAAGAUUUCAACGGCAGCGAUGCGCACCAGACCGCAGUUAUUUUUUUCAGCUCCGGAACCACCGGUCGGAGUAAGGCUGUAGCCUUAACUCACUACAAUGUCACUGGGAUGUUAACCCAAAUUGACAAGGCGUGGCCACACUACCAACCCGAACAUGACGUCGUCCUUGGCGUAGUCCCCUUCUUCCACGUACUCGGCGGCGUCAUUGUCCUACUUUUCUCCUUCCUCAAGGGAAUCCCCGUCGUGUCCCUGCCUCGCUACGACCCGACACUGUUUCUCGCAACCAUCGACAAGUUCCAGGUGACGACCGGUCUCAUGGUGCCGCCCAUCGUCAACUUUCUCGCCAAGCACCCGCUCGUCGACGAUUUCCGUCUGGCGUCGCUGCGGUACGUUAUCGUCGGCGCGGCGCCGAUCUCGCCUGCGACGAUCGAGCUGUGUACGGAGCGCUUUGCGCGGCGUGGCGUCGCGCUGAAGGUCAGCCAGGCGUACGGGAUGAGCGAGACCAGCGGGUGUGUUUCCCUCGUUCCUUUGGAGCACCUCAAGGACGGCCAUGGGUCGGUAGGCCUCAUGAUGUCGAACCUUGAGGGGCGGAUAGUGGACAAGAGCGGGAGGGACGUGGCAGUCGGUACUCCGGGCGAGCUGUGGCUCAGAGGUCCGAAUAUCAUGAAGGGCUAUGUGAACAAUCCGGAAGCCACGGCCGAGACACUGACGCAGGAUGGAUGGUUGAAGACGGGAGACGUUGCUGUGCGGGAUAGCCAUGGAUUCUUGGCUAUUGUGGAUCGGUGGAAGGAGUUGAUCAAGUACAAAGGCUUCCAAGGCAAGUGUGCCCCUUUUAUCAUUGGAAUCCCAAAUGCUAAAAGCGAAAUAUCAGUGCCCCCCGCAGAGCUUGAGAGUGCAUUGACAGCUCAUCCGCUCAUUGCGGAUGCUGGAGUCAUUGGGGUUUACUCCGAGGCUGAAAGCACGGAGCUCCCAAGAGCAUUCAUUGUGCCAAAAGACGUGGCACUCAUGCAUGGCCCUGACGUGGAGAAGUUCAAGAACAACGUUCACGAGUGGCUUGCAAAGCGCAUUGCGCCCUACAAGCUCUUGCGAGGAGGUAUCGAGCUGGUAGAAGCAAUUCCACGUAACCCUUCUGGGAAAAUUCUCCGGAAGGACUUGCGCGGAUUAUCGAAGGGAGGGGCGAAGCUUUAACUAGCUGCCUACCAUCACAGCCUGUAGGUGCACUCAGGGCGGGCCGGGUGGCAUAGUAUGGACGAAUGAUUUGCAUGUAUAUGGUGGAUUCCAUCAGAUUUCUAUACAUCCCCUGCUUCACGAUACUAAUACUUAUGGCUCAGGCCUGAUUUCCCGUCAUAUUUCGGUUCUUCAGUAUUUUCAAUGGGAAUUGCACUCUCCGUGGGCAGGUAAGCACCUGUCGAAUAUAUGUUGCUGGGCAUGUCGUAAUACACAACUGUCUGCCUUACAAGUAGCGAGAAAUGUGCAGAAAUUGCUGAGUGCUUUGAAGAAGAAAUAAAGGAAGUUCGUCAAUAAUGCGAGAUUUAUUACAUAGCGCCCAGCUGGUCACGGUGGCGCAUUACCGGACUUUGACUCAGCCUGGGGGGGGGGGGGGGGGGGGAGUUUAUCCGGGUGACGGACCUAGCCUAUGUAGACAGUAUUUGGAGGUCCUAUGUCUUUCCAAAAAACGUCAGAUAGGUCUGAACGGACCUGACAGG
Messenger RNA from Phanerochaete carnosa HHB-10118-sp, 2518 nucleotides. RefSeq lists its product as uncharacterized. Gene Ontology annotation, biological process: secondary metabolic process. The transcript is spliced from 8 exons. Lineage: Eukaryota; Fungi; Basidiomycota; Agaricomycetes; Polyporales; Phanerochaetaceae. The coding region runs from base 240 to 2000 and encodes 586 amino acids. The record is from RefSeq and is a predicted model, not a curated record. Gene Ontology annotation, molecular function: CoA-ligase activity.